Molecule: messenger RNA, 1749 nt
Organism: Danaus plexippus (monarch butterfly)
Lineage: Eukaryota; Metazoa; Arthropoda; Insecta; Lepidoptera; Nymphalidae
Gene: Aldh
Product: aldehyde dehydrogenase, mitochondrial
Exons: 11
Coding region: 85-1620 (511 amino acids)
Molecular function (GO): aldehyde dehydrogenase (NAD+) activity
Source: RefSeq, a predicted model, not a curated record
AUUUACUAGGUCUGUACCAGUGCGUUACCGGCAGCGCCCAGCGGCCGUAGUUUAACCUUGAACUUGUUUUGAUUUAUAUAAAAUAUGUUGAGGCGUUUCAGUACAGUUUUUCUUACGAAAAAAGCAAAUUUUGCAACAGCAGCAGUCCCAGCACCGAAUACAAAUCCUGAAAUAUUUUAUACCGGUCUCUUCAUAAACAACGAAUGGGUUAAGUCGGCUGAUGGCAAAACUUUCAAUACAGAAAAUCCUGCUAACGGCAAAGUUAUCGCAGAGGUCCAACAAGCUGGGAAGGCAGACGUCGACCUAGCCGUCGCCGCUGCUAAAGACGCUUUCAGAUUUGGAUCAAAAUGGCGAACAAUGGACGCCUCACAGCGAGGGUACCUCAUCAACAAACUCGCGGACCUCGUCGAAAGGGACAGAGCUUAUCUUGCUAGCUUAGAGACGCUGGACAACGGGAAACCAUACCUCGCGGCCUACCAUGGAGAUUUAGCCGGUGUGAUCAAGAAUCUGAGGUACUACGCGGGCUGGGCCGACAAAAACCACGGAAUGGUACUGCCCGCUGAUGGACCAUACUUCGCGUACACGAGACACGAACCAGUCGGUGUUUGUGGUCAGAUCAUCCCGUGGAACUUCCCACUGUUGAUGGCCGCCUGGAAGCUGGGCCCCGCGCUCGCCGGCGGGAACACGUUGGUGCUGAAACCGGCCGAGCAGACUCCGCUCACCGCUCUGUACCUGGCCCAACUCGUUAAGGAGGCCGGUUUCCCUCCAGGAGUAGUGAACGUGUUGCCGGGCUUCGGAGACGCGGGCGCAGCCCUGGUCGACCAUCCCGACGUCGACAAAAUCGCAUUCACGGGCUCGACGGAGGUCGGUAAAUUGAUUCAGCGCGGCGCGGCCGGUACCGUGAAGCGCAUAACCCUGGAGCUCGGAGGGAAAUCCCCGAACAUCAUAUUCGCGGACGCCGACCUUCCCAACGCCGUGGAACUCUCGCAUCACGCGCUCUUCUACAACAUGGGACAGUGCUGCUGUGCCGGGUCCCGAACGUUCGUCGAGGAAUCAAUUUAUGACAAGUUCGUGGAAAUGUCGGCCGCUCGCGCCGCCAGGAGGAAGGUGGGAGAUCCCUUCAAACCCGACACGGAACAGGGACCGCAGAUCGACUCUGAGCAACACUCUAAGAUACUGAGUUUGAUUGAAAGCGGCAAACGACAAGGAGCCAGGCUGAUGACCGGCGGACUCCGGCACGGCGAGCUCGGGCACUUCAUACAGCCGACCGUGUUCGCCGACGUGCGAGACGACAUGGACAUCGCUCAGACAGAGAUCUUCGGGCCGGUGCAGCAAAUCAUCAAAUUCUCCAAGAUCGACGAGCUAUUGGAGCGCGCGAACAACACCGAAUACGGCUUAGCCGCGGCCGUCUUCACCAAGGACAUCGACAGAGCUAACUACUUGAUCCAGGGUCUCCGCGCCGGGACCGUGUGGGUCAAUGACUACAACGUCUUCGGCCAGCAAGUGCCGUUCGGCGGAUACAAACAAUCUGGACUGGGAAGAGAAAACGGACCCUACGGCAUCAAGAACUACACGGAAGUGAAGGCCGUGGUGAUCAAGAUGCAGCAGAAAAACUCAUAGACACAAGGACCAGUUACUACGGACUAUACUAUAUAAGUUAUCAGUGAGGCGCCGCACAUUUCCGCCAUACCACUACUAUAUGUAUUAUUUUUAUAUACAGUGACAUCAAUAAAAAUGUUAUAUUAAUUA